AUGGUACAUCCGUGUUAUUGUGCAUGUACCGUUGAUCUAUUUAGCUCCGUUCCAGGCUCUGUCGUUGCUGCACGGACUGAUGAGACAGCCGAGAAGGUAGUAAUCAAAGUUGAAUGUGGCACCUUGCGCACACUCAAUGAAAAAGCGGCCUACAAUGCCCUGGAGGGUGUCCCCGGUAUCCCUCGAUGCCAUCAAGCGGCCACCAUUCAGAGUCAUGGGAUCAUCGUAUUAGAUCGUCUUGGAGAUAACCUUUAUACGUAUCUGGAAUCCUUCCAGCAAUUCCUUCCCAUUGAAGAAAUCUAUGUAUUGGGACGAGCCCUCGUCAAAAUUUUGCAAGAUAUCCAUGGCCAAGGAGUCAUCCACCGAGAUAUCAAACCUGACAACAUCCUGCUCCCGCUUAACAGGGAGUUGCAACCUUAUUUGGUGGAUUUUGGCCAUGCAAAGCUCUACUGUGACGCAACCGGGAAACACAAGCCGAUAUCCGGUGAGCGCGCUCAUGGCAUGUUGCCAUUUAUGAGCCUCAACGUCCACUCCGAAAUACGUUAUAGCCGGCGGGACGACAUAGUAUCUUUAGCAUAUACACUUAUUUAUUUGGCUCAUGGAUCACUCCCAUGGUAUAGACUUUCUGCCAUACAGUGUAAGCGGAUGAAACCAGGCUUUCGGCUGUCCGACCUGACCCCACCUUUACCUGUUGCACUGGGAUCAUUCCUAGAUUAUGCAACGAACCUCAGGUAA
This is a messenger RNA of Suillus plorans, 735 nucleotides long. RefSeq names its product kinase-like domain-containing protein. The transcript has 3 exons. Gene Ontology annotation, molecular function: protein serine/threonine kinase activity; ATP binding. Gene Ontology annotation, biological process: endocytosis; signal transduction; peptidyl-serine phosphorylation. Gene Ontology annotation, cellular component: cytoplasm; nucleus. NCBI's taxonomy places the organism in Eukaryota, Fungi, Basidiomycota, Agaricomycetes, Boletales, Suillaceae. The coding region runs from base 1 to 735 and encodes 244 amino acids. The record is from RefSeq and is a predicted model, not a curated record.